This is a messenger RNA of Hemibagrus wyckioides, 5663 nucleotides long. RefSeq names its product histone deacetylase 7a (gene hdac7a). Gene Ontology annotation, cellular component: histone deacetylase complex. Gene Ontology annotation, biological process: chromatin organization; negative regulation of transcription by RNA polymerase II. The coding region runs from base 350 to 3109 and encodes 919 amino acids. NCBI's taxonomy places the organism in Eukaryota, Metazoa, Chordata, Actinopteri, Siluriformes, Bagridae. Gene Ontology annotation, molecular function: histone deacetylase activity. The transcript has 26 exons. The record is from RefSeq and is a predicted model, not a curated record.
CACAGGGCUCAUUUCUUCCUCCACUCACUCAGACUUUGAGGGAUUGUAAAAGUCGCUGAGACAGAGAGAGAGAGAGAGAGAGAGAGAGCUCAGUUGAUUUUCUCGUUCACUUUCUGUUCUAUUUGUCUUUGCUGAACGGUGUGUCGGUGUGUCACUGUCUGUCUCUCUCUCUGGCUCUGUCUAUCCUGGAUGCUGUCUGUGUCUCUGGGAUCAGGAUGUGGAACAUGAACACUUCUGUAAAGUUCUCAACUUUGUGGAAGGACACAGAACUCUGAGCUGAUGGGUUUCGUUCUUCAUGUUCUGCAGUAGAAACUUAACAGAAGUGUGUGUGUGUGUGUGUUGAGUGCUGAUGGAUUUGCGUGUUGGUGAGCGUGUGAUGCACCCAGGUUCAGACACACUGCUGUCACCGCUGCUGCUCAGUCCAUUUAAUCCUCAACACUGUGCCCAGUACAACCAACACGUUCGGUGGAACAUGCAGCAGCAUCUGCGAGACCAGGAACAAACAAAACAGCAGCUACAGAUGAUACGACACAAAGAUAAGAGUCAGCAGAGUGCUGUGGCAAGUUCCGUGGUGAAAAAGAAGUUAGCUGAAGUGAUUUUGAAGAAGCAGAAACAGGCGGCCCUGGAGAGGACAAGCUCAAAUCCGCUCACCAACACCCCUGUGGCUUACAGAGAGUUGGCUCCGGAUCCCAGCGUUCCUCUGCAGCCGAUAUUCUCGUCUCCUCCACAGACACUCAGUGAUGGAGCAGAAGAUCCUCCUCUACGGAGAGCAACCUCUGAGCCAAACCUGAAGAUGAAGCUGAAGAAACAUCUACACACGCGGAAGAGUCCACUAACACGGAAGCAGAGUGCCCCGCCCACCAUCAAGCCCCACAGACCUGACACACUCGACUCGUCUCCCAGCAGCAGUAGUACCCCUGUCUCAGGCUGCAGUUCUCCAAAUGACACAAUACCAAGUGAGAACGGAGUGCUACCCCCUACUGCCAGCCUGCCACAUGAGGCUCAGAGGGUGUUACUCUCUGAUGGAUCUGUAGCUCAUUUCUCUGUACCAACUCUUUCCACCCUACCUACCAUCACGCUGGGACUUCCAGCUCAUGCCAAGGCGGAGGGGGAACUGGGUUCUUUGAAACUUGGUCAGGUUCCUCUGGUAUCAUCGGGUUCUCCACUCUUGGUUCCUCUGGGUGUUGAGGAGCAGAACCUGGUGCAGCACGUCCUUAUUCUGGAGCCGUCUGGACUUGUCCGCACUCCACUGCUCACUGUUCCAGGUUUGGCUCCGGUUCCUUUGCAUGUCAGCACUGCUCACAAACCCCUGAGCCGCACACGAUCUGAGCCGCUGCCACCCAGUCCCCGCGCCAUACACACACACCUGCUGCAACAGCAACACAACACACAACUGCUGGAAAGACUGAAACAACAAACACACCUUGGCAAGCGUAUGUCAAAGUCGAGUGAGAAGCCCCGGCUCUGUCAGAUCCCCUCUGAGGAUAUGGACUCUGAGGAGGUGGGGACGUCCUCCAAUACGGUCAGUAAGAGUAGAGCAGAAUCACAGAGGGAGGCAGAGACUCAGGAGGAGCAGCUCAGCCUUCAACAGACCCUCAUUCUCAACCAGUCACGUCUUUGGGAGACGCAGAAACAGCUGCAACAGCUGCGCAGACACACGGCCCAAAUGGCAUUACCCAUGAUGCUCAGUGGCAUGCACCGUCCACUUGCACGCACACAGUCCUCACCGGCCUCCACCUCACACACACUUCCUGACAAAACACUGCCCAUCACUACGGCAACCGAGCCCAACCUCACCCAGUCGCGUUUCACCACAGGUUUGGUAUAUGACUCUCAGAUGUUAAAGCAUCAGUGUACAUGUGGAGAUAACAGCUCUCACCCAGAGCAUGCUGGGAGAAUUCAGAGCAUCUGGUCUCGACUACAGGAACGGGGACUUAGAGUGCAGUGUGAGAGUAUCCGUGGUCGUAAGGCGACUCUGGAGGAGUUACAGUCGGUUCAUACAGAGCGUCAUGUUCUCCUGUAUGGCACAAACCCACUGAACCGCCUCAAACUGGACAAUCGCAACCUCACUGGCAUUUUGUCCCAGAGGAUGUUCGUCAUGCUGCCAUGUGGUGGAGUGGGGGUUGACAAUGACACCAUCUGGAAUGAGCUGCACACCUCUACAGCGUCACGUACAGCAGCAGGCAGUGUUACAGAACUUGCUUUCAGAGUAGCCAAAGGAGAACUGAAGAAUGGUUUCGCUGUUGUCAGACCACCAGGACACCAUGCUGACCCGUCCAACCCAAUGGGUUUUUGUUAUUUUAACUCAGUUGCCAUUGCUGCUAAACAGCUCCAGCAGAAGUUGAGUGUUAAUAAAAUCCUCAUUGUUGAUUGGGAUGUUCACCAUGGAAAUGGCACUCAGGAGAUUUUCUACUCUGACCCCACUGUGCUGUACAUCUCACUGCAUCGUUAUGACAAUGGUAACUUCUUCCCUGGCAGUGGAGGACCAGAAGAGGUGGGCUCAGGUGCAGGUGAAGGCUUUAACGUAAACGUGGCUUUCACUGGUGGUCUUGACCCUCCGAUGGGUGAUGCUGAAUAUCUUGCAGCAUUCAGGACAGUGGUGAUGCCCAUUGCUCAGGAUUUCUCCCCAGACCUGGUGCUGGUCUCAGCAGGGUUUGAUGCUGCAGAGGGACACUUCGCUCCAUUAGGGGGAUACAGAGUCACAGCCAAGUGUUUUGGGUUCCUGACCCAGCAGUUGAUGAAGUUAGCAGGAGGGCGUGUGGUUUUGGCCCUAGAGGGGGGUCACGACCUCACAGCCAUCUGUGAUGCGUCAGAGUCAUGUGUUAGUGCACUGCUGGGGCUGGAGGAUCCGUUCCCAGAGGAAGUGCUGAAUCAGCAACCCAACGCUAACGCUGUGCAGUCACUACAGAAAGUCCUGCACAUACAGAGCGAGUACUGGCCGUGUGUCAGGGAGAUGAUGUUAUCUGUGUGUUCCUCGUAUGUUGGUGGUCAGAAGGGAGACAGUGAGGAGACAGCAGCAGUGAAAGCUCUCGCCUCGCUCUCAGUCGGAGUCUUGAACAACGUUAAGAGAGUCACUGAUGAACCAAUGGAGGAGCAGGACUCCAUCUAAUCCCUGCCUACUUUUUUCUGAAUAACUGUCCAAUCAUGGUGCAGUUCCAAUUCACAUGACUGCGAGGGAACUCCAACUCUCUUGCUGCCUUAUGACCUGCAGUGCCUUCAAUGGCCGGGGCUGUGGUGAUGUCACUUCCUGUUUACUCCUAUGCUACUUCUUCUGUGUGACUUUAGUGGCAUGGCUAAGCUAACGGCCUGUGUCGGACCCUGUGGAUUCCAGAACUUUCCCUACAUCCAGUUCUGUCCAGUGAAGGACGAUUCUUAAUGAGUCUUGAAUUACUUUUACUCAGUUUUUUAUGUUUUGUGUUCCUCCGUCACGUGCCGAGAAACGUUUCUGUUGGAGAAAGACAUUUUGUAGGAUUUCAGGAGAAAACUCAAAACAUCAUCCCUAAAUACAAAAGAAUCUUUUUUACUGAUUAUUGUUAUUGAACUGUUAUCAUGUGGACGUAAUCUUCCAUCUUGAUGUCAUUUUCUCCAACAUUAACCACUAAAGAAGACCCAGAGGGAGGCGGUGUUUAUUCUCCGCUCUUGUCUUGCACUGUGCAUUCCGUAAUGUGAACUGUGACCUUUAUCUCCAAACUCUGGGAGAGUUAUGUACAGUAACAUUAAUUACAAUGAAGAUAAAUUCACUCACACACACAGACACACACACACACACAUAAACAGAGAGCAAGGGUUUCAAUGACCACUGUAGUGACCAGUUACUGAUCAAACAGGAAGUAGCAUCUCGUCCCUGCACGCUGCAUUUAGAAGGUUAUAUUAAAAUCACAUACAUGUGUUUACACUCAUGCUUUUACAGGAAGUAAAGAAACAGGAAGUGUAAGUGACUUUAUGUGAUAGGAGCCUGUGACUUCCUUUUUCACAUGAAGCCUUAAUUCAGAUCACUAACAUUUAAAUUGAUUUCAGUUUAUAUAAACCUAUAAACAUGUCUAAUAUGUCUUGCAGAGGUGCAGUGCUCAGUGUGUUUGUGUGUCCAGUACAGUGGCUGAAUCUCAGCUCUGUGGAGGAAUUUUGGGUUAAACCAUUUUACUAUGGAAUUUUAAAAAAGCUGGACAGGCCACGCCCACAAAGAUAAUAUCACUGAUGGUGCACGAGACACAAGGCCUGGAGACUCGUAGGAAUCAUGGUGUGAAACAGACAGCAUGAUUGGUCGUUCUUCAUGUCGUUCCUGUCGCGGAAGCAGAGACGUUAAAGUCUAACGCGGAUGAAGAGAAACUGAGCUUUAUGAAGUUUUAAAGAUUUUAUAUUUGUUAAUGUUGACAUGACUCCAGUGAACAUAAACAUGGUGAGAUUAACACCACGGCAUUUUAUUUUUAAGCCAGAAGUGUGUGUGUGUGUGUGUGUGUGUGUGUAAAUUUGUUGAAUCUGCCUUUCAGACUUGCCUUAAACUGAUUAAAUGCAUAUUGUGUAAAUUAGCCUGAAACUAGCAGCGCUGUAGUGUCUUUUCUUUAAGUUGUGUUUGAGGGAAAAAGUCUGAUGCACUAAAUGGAACAGACCAAAAUAUUGUGUAUUUUAUUGCAGUGAUAAAAAACUAAAACCACUAACAAUCUCCAGGAUUUAAUGUUCUUCACUCCCAGAGGAAUCAGGCACGUGUGAUGGUGGAGUUUGUGCAUUUAGACGUGACCUGAUUGGGCGACUGAUUAAAAAAAAGCACUUGAUGUCGCUUAAAGAUUCCUGAAAGAAAAAUAAGUAUAUAAGUUUAUAAGUAUUGGUGUUGAGAUGAGCAGCGCUGUCGGGUUCAGAGUGAAACCUGCACCUCCUCUUCAUCUUCCUCACUUAGUGUUUUUGCCUCAUAACCAACCACUGUGUUCCGUCCUGUGUGUGUGUGUGUGUGUGUUGUGUGACGACUCUGGGUGUGUAUUAGCCCAGGAGAACCUACACAUCAUCACAUCUGAUUUAAGUGUAACGCAUGUCUCUGAGUCAGCUUUGUUGUGUUUUUAUGCUCUUGAUUUAUUAGAAGUUAUUUUGACUUUGAGGACCAGUUCCAAUUUAAUCCAGGGUUUCAUCUGGAGUUACAGCCAGGGUUUCAGCAUCACAGUUAAAACCAGGAUGUUUACUAAUUAAACUGUAGGAUUUUUAAUAACCUGUGUUUAGUUUCAGUCGUGAAGGAAGUGAAUUUUACAUUCCUGUGCAGUAGAGGACGGUGUGUAUGUAUGUAUGUGUGUGUGUGUGUGUGUGUGUGUGUGUGUUUAUUGAGGGGUGUGUUAGUGUUUAUUUUCACUUCCUGCUCUCGACACCACAGACAAGACUACGAGACAGCCGUGUUUUCUGCUUUAUGACACGUUUAAGGGCUAAAGACUAAAGAUGAGCCUCUGACGUCUUAAUUCUUGAUCAUUUUUUCAUGUCUUGUAAAAGGUUUCUUUCUAAAACCUUCAUGUAAAUAUCACUGCAAGACCAAAAAUCAUUUCUGUGUGCCUUUAUCUGUCACUAACAGAUCAGAUUAAUGAUUUUAUUCAUUUCCUUUUCCUUUUGUAAGCCUGUGUAUAGAAAAGAAUCUCUAUUUUGUACUUUCUAUCUCUUCCAAAUAAAAUAAAGCAUUCUGUUUUAUUGAA